Messenger RNA from Brassica napus (rape), 1566 nucleotides. RefSeq names its product nucleolin-like. The record is from RefSeq and is a predicted model, not a curated record. Lineage: Eukaryota; Viridiplantae; Streptophyta; Magnoliopsida; Brassicales; Brassicaceae. Bases 86 to 1414 code for a protein of 442 amino acids. The transcript has 4 exons.
AGACAAUCAGACAAUAAACUUCUCGUUUUGCAGCUGUCAUCAUUUCCUCUUCAAAUCAAAAUCACUCUAUCUCCAUAUUUUAGCAAUGGAUUUUGACAGUCUUACCAGAAGAGAUCUUCAGUUCUUCUGUAAGAAGAACAAGAUCCCAGCCAACAUGACCAAUAUCGCCAUGGCCGAUGCUCUCAAAGCUCUUGAGAUUGUUGAAGGUAUUGAGGAGUUCAUGAACCAAUCUGAGUCCACGCGUGACCUGUCUCCAACAAGCGUAGCCAAGAAUAUGCCAAGCGCUGCACGCACUGCAGCUAGAACGACUCGGAGAAAGACCAAAGAUGAAACUCAACCAUCGGAGCUUGUGACCCGUUCUUGCCUUGUUACUAGCAAGUCCCUAGCUGGAGAGCUGGAGCAAGAAAACAGAAACGCCAACGUGGAUCCAUCACUACCUCAGAGCCGUAGAAGAGUUGCUGCCACAGUUGCUAUGAAUCUGGAGGAGAGCAAAACUCCAGCGGCGAGAAGCACAACGAGGGCUCAGCCAGCUGCAGCAUCUGAGUCGGUUCAGAGGGUGUACAGCACGAGAAGAUCGGUCAAGUUGCUUGAGGAAUCCAUGGCUGACCUGAGUUUGAAGACUAAUGUGCCUUCAAAGAAGAAGGAAGAUGCUGAAAGUGAAGGCUCCAAGCUUCAGGUUAAAUCAGAGGACAACGCUGAAGCUAUCUCAGUGAGAGAUCUAAAUGAUUCGUGGGAUGAUUCGAAGAAUGAUCCGGAUCUUGAUGUUUUAUAUGGUGAUCUUGGUGAUAUCACUUUCGUUGAUGCCACAACCUGUAAGGAACAGAAGAAUGGGACAGAGUCCAACACCGUUCCAGCUUCAGAGUCUGAAGAAAUGAAGAAUGGUUCUGAAACUGAAUCAGAGGAGGAUGAUGAUGAUUCUGGUGGUGUUGCUGACACAAACCAAGAGGGAUUUGAGUCUAAUGUCUCUGCUAGUGAUAAUGUGGCUAAGGUAGACACUGUCCCAACAGUUCUGGUGGCUGAAGAAUCAGAAGAAAGUUGCGAGGCUGAUGAACUGAUGGAUGCUGAAUCAGAGAUGGCUAUAGUUUCAGACAAGAAGACUCAAGAAUCAGAUAGUGAUGAAUGGUCUGAUUAUGAGAUAAGCGAGAUAGAUGAGAAGAGUUUGAGAACUGGAGAAAUGAUAGAUUCUGAAUCGGAAGAGUCUUCUGUUGCAGACAACAACACGAAGAACAAGGAGAAUGUUGAGGAGGAGAUGGUUCUUGACAACAAUGGAGAAAAAGAAGCAGGGGUCGAGACUAAGAAGAAGAAGAACAUGAUCGAUGAAGAGAGUCUUAAAGGCGUUAGCGUGAGGCAACUAACUAAGCUGCUGAAAAAACUUGCUAUCAAGAACAAGCAACAACACAAGAGCUUAGAGUAGUAGAGAACAAACUGUUUUAGCCUUUUGAAAUCAUUUCCUUCUCUACUCAAAAAAACUGUUGCUUCUUUUGUUUUCUUAGGUUGCUCUGUUUUUCUUUUUUGAAGAAAACCUAAACAAAAUUUCAAAUCAAAUCUAUUUUUCUUUAGUUUCCA